Messenger RNA from Brassica rapa (field mustard), 4684 nucleotides. RefSeq names its product transcription factor RAX3-like. Lineage: Eukaryota; Viridiplantae; Streptophyta; Magnoliopsida; Brassicales; Brassicaceae. The record is from RefSeq and is a predicted model, not a curated record.
ACAAUUAAUUAGCGAACAGCAAAGGACGUUAUACGAUGCUACUCUUUUGUUAAAUCCACGCUUAAUUAGUUUUGAUCUAAGAAAACUUUGUAUGCCAAACGUUUUUUUAUUGGUAACGACGAUGGUCUACAUCCUUUAGCGAACUUCAAAUAGGCGAUACAUGAAAAUACCAGUGUUCUCAUAUAUUAUUUUCUUGAGAAGUAUUAAUAUAUAUUUUGAUCAGUGAGAUGUUGUUCAAUACGAGUUUCUGUAUAUUUAUAUUUUUAGAUGGUUCACACAUUUCAAUCACCAAACAUUCGAUGUAUUUGUCUCUAUCUCGACAACAUGUAUAUACUCCUCUGUACUAUAUAUACUACAACAUCAAUUACUAAAAAUAUAUUAAUAAUGUAUAUAAUCGUACGUACUACGUACAAGUCUCAUUUUGACACUAAUUGAUUCAAUUUUUGAAAAUAUUGAAUUAUUUUGUUACUCUUGAUGACCAAGUCUAUCACAUGCAUGUAAUAAAAGUACACAUAAUCGGUCUUUCUUCUUAUUCGUAAGCUGCCAUGCAAGUGGGCCUUCAAGCUUCCGUGAAGUCUUAUGUAAUAAUUACAUACACACGCACACGCGCACACACGCUAUAUAUAAGUAUUUAUGUAUAUGCAUAUUAAUUAAUCCAUAUGUAACUCCAUUAUAAUCAAAUCGAAGGUAUUUGUGAUUUUGCAUGCCAUUUACUAUUUAUGUUAAUCAUACUCCUAAACCACAGAUCAAAGACUAAAUAAUAAUUAUAAAAUCCAUUACUCGCUAGGACAUGAAUCAUGAGGAAAACCUAUAUAUAGCGUGUAAUAUCUAAUGAUAUGCUUGUUGCUCCACAAAAAAAGUGUGUAAUAUCAUACAAUAAUCGUACAUGUUUAAGCGUACAUUUUACUAGCAACACAGAAUGGCGGAUAAAAUAUAAUUACAAUAACUUUUGAUCAAAAUAAUAAUAAUAAUUAUUAUAAUAACUAACUGCAAAAACUCUACAGUGAUAACACAACGAUUAAUUUCCACUCUUUCAAAAAAAAAAAAAAAAACUCAAAAGUGAUUAUAAAUUUAGAACUAGAUGCAACUCAUACAAUAAAUUACAAAAUAUAUUUCAUAGUUUUCAAUCUUGCUCUUCCAUCCGGAAACUUAUUUAGUAAUAAACUGUUCUAAAGUUAGAUGAAUACAGCCUAAAAUCGAGAAUAUAGAAGGAAGAGACAAAAGAGUCAAAGGAUGGCGGCCGGCUAAGCAAACAUUAUAAUUGACGGGGUGUUUUACAUAUAAUUGGUGGGGUUUAUAUUUAACAAAUUUUCCUUAAGACUAAAUAUACAUCAAUUAGUAUUGAAUCUCUAGAUGCUGAUGCAGGAGCAAAGACAAAUGAGAAAAAACAUUAGUCUCCCCCUUCUCUGUCAUUCGUUUCUAAAUUCUACUAAUAUUUUAUCACAUAAUUUAUAUCAUUAAAUUUCCAAUUCCAUAAAGUAACUUUUAUUCAUUUUUUAAACCCUAACUUUUGACAUCUUCAUCACAACUAUCUCCUCCAGCUAUUAUAUACUCUCUCCUUUAAUUUUUUCUUCAUUCACAUAUACUUUUCUCCAUUAUACACAUUUCCAAGUAUGUAUAUAUAAAAACCUCACAUACACGCACCAUCACACAAACAUCCUCCUCCUCCUCUUCAUCAUCAACAUAGUUGAGAAAGAUAAAAAAAUAAAGAGGGAGAGAGAGAGAGAGAGAAAGAAACACAUCAAGAGAAAGAAUCACGAAUCAAGAGGAUGGGAAGAGCACCGUGUUGUGACAAGGCUAACGUGAAGAAAGGGCCUUGGUCUCCUGAAGAAGAUGCAAAGCUCAAAGAUUACAUCGAGAGUAGUGGCACAGGAGGCAACUGGAUCGCUUUGCCUCAGAAGAUUGGUCUAAGGAGAUGUGGGAAGAGUUGCAGACUAAGGUGGCUUAACUAUUUGAGACCUAACAUCAAACAUGGUGGCUUCUCUGAGGAAGAGGACAACAUCAUUUGUAACCUCUAUGUUACUAUUGGUAGCAGGUGGUCUAUAAUUGCUGCACAAUUGCCUGGAAGAACAGACAACGAUAUCAAGAACUAUUGGAACACGAGGCUGAAGAAGAAGCUUCUUAACAAACAAAGAAAAGAGUUCCAAGAAGCUCGGAUGAAGCAAGAGAUGGUGAUGAUGAAACGACAGCAACAAGGACAAGGACAAUGCCAAAGUAAUGGUAGUACGGAUCUUUAUCUGAACAACAUGUUUAGAUCAUCACCAUGGCCAUUACUGCCUCAUCUUCCUCCUCCUCAUAGUCAAGUACCUCUUGUGAUGAUGGAACCAACAAGCUGCAAUUACUACCAACCGACACCGUCUUGCGCAUUAGAACAAAAGCCAUUGAUCCCACUCAAGAACAUGGUCAAGAUUGAAGCAGAACCGGAGAGAUCAAACCCUGAUCAUCAUUAUCCGGAAGACUCAAUGACAAACUCUUUUGAUCUUUCCUUCUCUCAGCUUUUGUUAGAUCCUAAUUACUACCUGGAAUCAGGAGGAGGAGAAGGAGAGUUUGCUCUCAUGAGUAGCAGUACGAACUCUCCAUUACCAAACACAAGUAGUGAUCACCAUCAACAUCAAAAAGAGAUUACUCAAUGGUUUGGGAGUAGUAAUUUUCAGACAGAAGCUAUCAAUGAUGUGUUCUUAAACAACAACAACUUAGCGAAUUUUGAAACCAACGACGAGAACGCAAAACUAUAUGCAAACUCAUCAGUAGCCGGAGCUGGAGCAGCGUUUGCCGGAGGAACGACGAGUACAUCGGCUGAUCAAAGCACAAUAAGUUGGGAGGACAUAACCUCUCUUGUUAACUCCGAUGAUGCAAGAUACUUCAAUGGGCCAAAUAAUGUGUAAUUUUUUUCUGCAAAAUUUUAUUUUUACUUAUAUAUAUAAAGAGGUUUUUGUAUAAGCUUAUGACUUAAGAGAGUGGUAAAAAAAAUCACAUGGAUUGAGAUUAAUAUUCUCAUAUUUGUUUAUUUUAGUUUCAACUUAGCUUUAUUCACGAAAAACAAUAUAUAUGAUCUUUUGAGUUUUUCUUUUUGAUUAAUGCUUUUAUAAAUUUGAAAGAGAUUCUACCUUUUAGCUUCUUCCUUUUUCCCUAAUAAUUAGGUCUUUAGAAAAUCUAUAAAUAUUUUCAAAUUACAAUACAUCUGACACAUAAGAAGAAAGAAACAACUAUGAAUAUAAAUUUGAAAGCCUAAAAGAGGAUUGUCUUUUAAACGCACCAACAUCCACCAAUAUAAAAGUUCUUAUUUUUAAAAGAUAACACUGUUAAUCAUCUUAUAUAUACGACAUGGUCGUGUAUAUAAUACACAUGAAUUGUUGGGUGCCUAUAGUAUUCAUAAAGAAUCCAAGGAUGAUUUCCUUCCCUGUUUCCUAUGAUCAACUCCACUGGAGUAUAUAAUCAUGCAUGUAGAUAUGCAUGAUUAUGAUAAAUUUGUCAAUAUUUAUAACAGUAAAAACAUUUAUGACAGUCAAAUUUGCUAAAUCAGGUCAUAAAUAACAAUCCAAAUUUUAUUGUUUUAUAAAUUAAAUCACCAAUGACUUCGAAUACUUUAUCAAUUAAAAAAUAUAAUGUUGUUUAGAAGCAUAUAUAACAAUAUAUUAAAUAAAAAAAGUAAUGGGUUUAUGUUAUCAAAAAAAAUUAUAAAUUCAUUAUAUUAUGAAAACUAUAUAUAUGGACCAGCUUUAAAAUAUACGAAAAUGGCAGACCCAAUCUAAUUACCUAAAAACAUAUUUGUCUAAAAUAAUCAUAAAAUAAAAUUUAAAUUUUAUAUACAUAUUUCAAAUCAAAGUAUUAAUUUAAAUUAAUUUAUAUCAAAAAUUGAUUCAAAAAUAUACAUAUAUUCAAAAAUUGAUUUUACUAAAAUGUUUUUAUAACCAUUAUAAAAAUGUUUUAAAUAUAUUUAAGAAAAAUAAAAUACAAAGCAAUUUCAAACACCAACGUAAAUUAUGAUUUUUAUAUUUCAUAUUAAGUUUUAAAAAUAUAAAAUAUAUGAUUAUUUAUCUGAUGGUACAUAUAAAAUACUAUUAAUUAUAUGAUUACUUAUAUGAUGGUAGGUAAAAAACACGAUUAAUUAUAUGAUAACACAUAUAUAAUAUUUAAUAGUGACAUGAAAAAAAUAAAUAACAACAUAUUUUUGCAAUAUUAUAUCUUCUAUCUUAUUAAAGUAGAAGUAUCUUUGGGAAUGUUUGGAAACAAGAAAUUAAAUUUUUUUUUGAUGUCCAUUAUAUUCUUAUAAAUUAUCUGUUUGUACCAGAUUUAAAAUAUAAAAAAAUGACUCAAUCUAAUUACUUUUUUUGUGCAACUGGUCAUCUAAUUAACUAAAAACAUAUUUUGUCUAAAUUAAUCAUUAAACAAAAUUCAAAACAAAAAUUGAUUCAAAAAUAUAUAUGUAUUCAAAAAUUGAUUUUUACUAAUGUAUUUUCCAGUAACAAUUAUAAAAUUGUUUUCAAUAUAUAUAUAAAAAUACAAUACAAAGGAACUAAUAGAUUGAGUAAACCUUAUUUCUAAUUUUUUUUAUGGACCACCGAAACAGAAUUAGAUAUACAAUACUAGAAAUAACUAUAAUAUUUGAGUUACAAUAUCAAAUAAACAAUGAAACAAAAAAUUAAUAUAUGAAUGUAUUAGUAUUCCUUUAUUCGUAUUACAA